Molecule: messenger RNA, 1327 nt
Organism: Maniola jurtina (meadow brown)
Lineage: Eukaryota; Metazoa; Arthropoda; Insecta; Lepidoptera; Nymphalidae
Exons: 2
Coding region: 349-1215 (288 amino acids)
Molecular function (GO): protein binding
Source: RefSeq, a predicted model, not a curated record
UUUAUUUUUAGCUCACAUUUUAUAUGAGUAAUUUCAUAGUAGUAACGCAUCUCUAUUUAUUUAAAGAAUAUUUAGAUUAAUUUAAUUACUAAUUAUUUAACUAUGAUAAAAUAAAUGUUACUUAUUUACUUCUUUGUUUUCUAUUACUAGGUAUAAUUUAUUACACAUUUUUAUCAAAAGCAAUUAAGUUGCAGGAUAUAUCUUAAAGGGCUGAAAUUAUAAGAACAAUAGCACCAGAUUUAUUACUAUAGCUUCUAAUAAAAGAAAGAUAAUGUAAUUCCAAACAUAAUAUACGGAAAUCAUUUGCGUAUUGGACUUCAAGGAAUAAAGUUCUAUUAAAAAGUAAAAAUGAAAACAAUUAUUUUGCUAUUUCUAUUCGCGCAAAAAUGUUUUGCUUUCGAUCUUCCCCGCACUGGGUGUAAGACCGACUUGACUAUUGACAAAGACCACUACAAUGUAACUGAAAUCUACAACACGGGCGAUGCGGAGCCAACGGACGCGCAUUUCGACACCAAAGGGAAUCUAUUUUUCGUCGUAUUCGGUCGUAAUUUCAACGGGUAUUAUUACGAUAUCAAAGUAAUCAAGCCUAACUCUACAACGGCUCAAAAUAUUCCAGGUUUACCUGAACGGGAAAGCUACUCCGUUGCAGUGGACAAAAAGGAAUCCAAAGUCUAUUUCGGAACGAGUAAAGGAAUCUACACUUACAACUACGAGUCUCAAGACGCAACUUUAAUCUCCAAACCGGAUAUAAAAUUAAACUCAUUGCUCGUAGACAAAGAUGGUAACACGUACAUCACUAGUAGUCCGGAAGGGCAUGAACAAUUGUAUCUACUAAAAGGCAAUGAAAAAAUACAUUUUAAAGGUUUUGACGCCCUCGAGGAAGUAGCUGUUGAUGACAAGAACAAUUUUUACUAUAUCAGGGAAGAAAAGUUCUUCGUUUUAAAGUCCAAUUUGUCUCAUGCUGUUUUUAUCGGUAAUGUAUCCUAUGAAGGACUAGGUCAGAUAACAUUUCACCGAGAAUACGUUUUUGUAGCAAGCGAAACCUUAUCUUACAUCCACGAAAACGAUACUGGUCCAAUGAAGCUAGUCCAAGGAGUACCGGCCAAUGUUACUGCUAUGGCUUUCGAUCGUUCUGGUAAUUUUGUACUUGGAACCAAGGGCAAGAUUCUAAAAUAUAAGGCGAAUGAUAAGGAGUGCUAUCAAAGAAAAAAUUAAAAACUGAUCAAGUGCGAAUCGGACUCGCACACAAAGGGUUCAGUACCAUCGUAAGUUUUUUUAUUUACAUGAUGUCCAUUUUAACAUUUUUAUAUUUAUUAUAGCGGCAAUA